Molecule: messenger RNA, 5306 nt
Organism: Prosopis cineraria
Lineage: Eukaryota; Viridiplantae; Streptophyta; Magnoliopsida; Fabales; Fabaceae
Product: ATP-dependent RNA helicase DEAH13-like
Biological process (GO): maturation of SSU-rRNA from tricistronic rRNA transcript (SSU-rRNA, 5.8S rRNA, LSU-rRNA)
Cellular component (GO): nucleolus; intracellular anatomical structure
Molecular function (GO): ATP binding; RNA binding
Source: RefSeq, a predicted model, not a curated record
GGGGGGCGCGGAAGAAAAGCCUUGAGCAAGAUCCCACGCCUUCUCUUCCUUCAGUCUCCCGCCGUCGACGCAGCGCUCUCUUCCCUUUUCCAGUUCUCUUCUCUUCACGGUGAGAAGUUUAAACUUUUGGCUUCGAAGUCAUUUUUUCCAGAUAAAGUUUCUUUAAGCUUCAGCCAUAAGGGUCAGUUUUCCUAUUUACAACUGUGUGGUGCAGCAUCCCUGAAUUGGCUUGUAUUUUUUAAGCAGAGCGUAAUGGAAGUUCGUGCAGAAAGUGGAGGCAAUAUCAAGUUCAAUUCUCAGGAUGGAUCUCUAAGCUUGGGAGAUGGUGGUGAUGAUAGUAAUGCAUUACUAUUGCCAGCUAAGAUAGGGAAGAAAAGGAAAGGGAUGAAUCAGGUACAUAGAGAAAUCAACUCAAAUAAGAAACAUAAGUUGAGCCAAUCUCAGAAAAGGAAGCUGAAGAAGUUAGAGGAGGACAAGGAGAAAGAACUUCUACUAAAGAGAAGCAUUGAGACAUUAAACAAAUACAAGAUUCCAGAUUAUGCAUAUCCUCUUUUGCAGUCUGCCCAGAAUAUUAAUCGGACUGACACUGUGCUAGAGAGACGGAGGAGAGCUAUACAUUUAUUGAAGGAAGGAUUAAGGGUUGAUCAUAGUCAUGAUCUGUCCAGGAUUCUGGAUGUUCCACACAGAUUUGAACCUGAGACAGAAGGGAUUCAUGUGGAACAGGAAACCAUGGAAAAUGACCAAACCCAACUGGCUAGAUUUGAAAGAGAACUCUCAUGUGAGCCUUAUGCUCCUUUACUGUCCUCUCAAGAACCAGCUUGUGGUGAUGAAUCUUAUGAAAAUAUUGAACCUCUGACCACCUCUCUUGGUGGUGUCUCUGUUGAGGAGAACGCAACAUCAGUACAUGAUGAUAUAACUCAACGUUAUGAUAGAGGCAAGCCUAUUGAUGAGAGUAUAAGAGCUGAAUCCAAGGAUGGGAGAUGUGAGAUCUCUAAAACCAAUCUCAGUGAACCGAGCAACCUUAAUGAUUCUUCUGCUUCAACUACCCCUACUGUUGUGCAUGUAUAUAGACCAUCUGAGGUUCAAGAGAAAAGAAAGGAUCUCCCAAUAGUCAUGAUGGAGCAAGAGAUUAUGGAAGCCAUAAGAUAUCAUUCUUCUGUUAUCAUUUGUGGUGAAACUGGAUGCGGUAAAACAACUCAAGUUCCUCAAUUUCUUUAUGAAGCUGGUUAUGGUUCGAGCAAGUCUAGAGUUCACAAAGGUGUUAUUGGUGUUACUCAACCACGUAGGGUUGCUGUUCUUGCGACAGCAAAGCGUGUGGCAUAUGAGCUUGGUCUUCAUCUUGGCAGGGAGGUUGGCUUUCAAGUUAGAUAUGACAAGAAAAUUGGAGAUAAUUGUUCUGUCAAGUUUAUGACUGAUGGAAUCUUACUACGUGAAGUUCAGAAUGAUAUUCUCUUGAGGCAUUAUUCUAUCAUAAUUCUUGAUGAGGCUCAUGAGAGGAGCUUGAACACAGAUAUUUUGAUUGGGAUGUUGUCACGUGUUAUUAGGACUCGGCAAGAGGUUUACAUGGAACAGCAAAAGACGAUGCUUUCAGGAGGAAGCAUAGCUCCUAAUGAUAUGAUUUUCCCAUUAAAGCUUGUGCUGAUGAGUGCCACUUUGAGAGUAGAUGACUUCACUUCUAAAAGGUUAUUCCUGACACCGCCCCCUGUUAUCGAAGUUCCCACAAGACAGUUUCCUGUGACGAUACACUUUUCAAAGAAGACAGAGAUUGUUGAUUAUAUUGGGCAAGCAUAUAAAAAGGUCUUGGCAAUUCACAAGAGAUUGCCACCUGGUGGCAUACUUGUCUUUGUCACUGGCCAAAGGGAAGUGGAAUACCUUUGCAGGAAGCUACGCAAUGCUUCAAGAGAGUUGAUCAUGAAAGCAUCUAAAGUAUCUGUAGAAAAUGAUGGUGCUAUGGUACAUGGGGCGAGUUCUGUUGGGGGACUAGAUAUGAAGGAGAUAAGUGAAGCAUAUGAGAUUCAUGGGAAUUCAACCACCCAACAAACAGAUAGGUUUAGUGCUUGUGAUGAAGACCGGCAAGAUUUAUGUGAGCAUGAAUCAGAUUUUUCAUAUAAUUCAGAAACUGAUAGUGAUUUGGAAUUUGAUGAAGAUGAUAAUCUUAAACAUUCAGAGAACAAUGAUUUUGUCAAUGUCCUAGGAGAGGAGGGGAACCAUGCUUCCUUAAAGGCGGCCUUUGAAUCGUUGUCGGGGAAAGCACCAUCAAACUCCAAUUCUGGUGGGGAGCAAACUCUCUCUGUGAAUAAGGAUGGACCUUUAGAUCAAUCAAUAAUUUAUAAGGAGAAGAGGGCUAGAGAGGAUUCCCCAAGUUCUUUUGUUCUACCACUUUAUGCUAUGCUUCCUGCGGCUGCUCAACUUCGUGUAUUUGAAGAAAGCAAGGAGGGAGCGCGUCUUGUUGUUGUUGCCACAAACGUUGCUGAAACCUCCUUAACAAUCCCAGGGAUAAAGUAUGUGGUGGAUACUGGAAGGGAAAAAGUGAAGAAUUACAAUUCCUGCAAUGGCAUGGAAGCAUAUGAAGUACAAUGGAUAAGUAAGGCAUCUGCUGCUCAGCGAACAGGAAGAGCUGGAAGAACUGGACCUGGCCACUGUUACCGUCUUUAUUCUUCUGCAGUCUUUAAUAAUAUACUUCCUGACUUCUCUCUUGCUGAAGUCUCUAAAGUACCCAUUCAUGGUGUGGUUCUUCUGUUAAAAUCUAUGCUUAUUGAGAAGGUUGUAAAAUUCCCAUUUCCUACUCCUCCUAGCGGUACGGCACUGGUUGAAGCAGAGGAAUCCUUGCAUGCUCUUGAAGCACUUGAUAACAAUGAUCAACUCACGCCACUGGGGAAGGUCAUGGCACUUUAUCCCUUGACUCCACGUCACUCAAGGAUGCUCCUUACAGUUAUUAGAUUGAUGAAGAGCAAGUAUAAAUGCAAACGACCAAGUUUACUUCUAGCAUAUGCUGUUGCAGCUGCUGCUGCAUUAAGCCUUUCAAAUCCUUUUAUAAUGCACUUCGAGGGAAAUGAUGGUAAUGGAGACCUAGAGAAGUAUAAGAAAUCUAGCAUGGUGGAUAGUGAGAAAGCCAGUGACAAGGAAGAAAGAUCAAGGAGAAAGAAGCUAAAAGAAACUGCUAAAGUUUCCCGUAAAAAAUUUCGUGUUAUUUCUAGUGAUGCCCUGACAAUAGCUUAUGCUUUGCAGUGUUUUGAGCAUUCACAGAAGCCUAAAAAAUUCUGUGAUGAAAAUGUACUGCACUUCAAAACCAUGGAAGAGAUGUCAAAGCUUAGGCAACAGCUACUUAGACUUGUCUUCUAUCAGAGUACUGUUGGUGGUUUGGGACAGGAAUACUCUUGGAUUCAUGGAACUUUGGAGGAUACAGAACAUGCUUGGCAGGUAUCUUGUGAAAAAUAUCCUCUUUUGCUGGAUGAGGAACGGCUCAUCUGUGAAGCAAUCUGUGCUGGUUGGGUUGACAGGGUUGCCAAACGUAUCAUAGGGUCCUCUAGGACCUUGGAUGGCAGCACAAGAGUUCCUGCUAUUCGGUAUCAAACAUGCAUGUGUGAAGAAAGUGUCUUCAUUCAUCGUUGGUCAUCAGUUUCUAUUGCAGCCCCUGAGUUUUUAGUUUAUAAUGAGUUAUUGUAUACAAACAGACCAUAUAUGCAUGGGGUAACGUGUGUGGAUCCAGGUUGGCUUGUUGAGCAUGCCAAAUCUUCAUGUGUAUUCUCUGCACCCUUAAUGGAUCCCAGACCUUUCUAUGAUACCCUGACUGACCAAGUAAAGUGUUGGGUCAAUCCAACCUUUGGGCGUUUCUGUUGGGAGCUUCCAAAGUGCCAGUUGCCAAUUAGUGAUAAUGAUCUUAGGAUGCAAGUUUUUGCCUACGCUUUGCUUGUUGGUCAGGUGUGUCCAUGUUUAAAAUUUGUGCGAAAAUAUAUGGCGGCCCCUCCUGAAAGCAUUCUGAAGAGAGAAGCAUUUUGUCAAAAGAGGGUCGUAAAUCUCUUGAGCAAGUUAAAGAGUAGGUUGAUUGAUAGUUCUGCAAUGUUAAGAAUGGUGUGGCAGCAGAAUCCAAGGGAACUUCAUACAGAAAUUUUGGAUUGGUUUCAGCAGAAUUUUCACAAGAACUUCAAUGGUUUAUGGUUACAAAUGAUUGAUGAAGUGCUUCAUGAGAAAAAAGAACUCUCUGUCUAUAAGGGUGAAAGAAAACUAAAAAAUAAAAGCCAUCAUAAAUGAUUGCUUAACAGUUAAGGGUGCUUGCAUUGAAUCAGUCGUGAAAUGUUUCAAGCUUUAACCUUUUUGAACCUGCUUUAUAGAUUCUCCGUCUACAAAACUUAUUGGAUGAUGGAUUUGAUGCUUUUAGUGUAUUCCGGCAUUCAGUAGGCAUUAGGGGCAAAGGUUCAUAUUGAGCUGCAGCAUUUGAUAUUCAUGUAGUCCUACUGAGCAAUUUUGGAUCUGUAGAACUCCAGCAUUUCUGAUUCUUGGCACUGGAAAGCAUCCGGAGGGAAUGAGUUCAUUAUUUCCUCCACCGUUUUGGUAAAACCAAGCAGAGAGAAAUCCAUGGCCAAGACAGACGCCAUGUCUGGAGGGCUAGCCCCAUCUUGUUUCCGCAUUUGAUUAGGCAUGUGGAAAGCAAAUCUAUCCUCUAACGGUGAGUUAACAGAUCUGGUACAAAGGACCUCAUUAUACAAAAAUCCACAGGUCUUCAAGUGUCCAGACAGAAAGGCCCCAGCAAAAUAAAGCUCUACUCUGACUCGUGACUUUAAACCUCGUCUGGAGAGAGAACAACCUCAUUUUCUUUACCUGGUUAUCUGAGAAGAAUGUACUCGAGUCCAUCAACAGUAUGUUAAUGCUGAUAAAUACUUCGUGGAGUAAUAUCCACCCUUUUGUAACCCUCCAGGCUUAGCAUGCCCUUUUAUUUAUUUAUUUUUUUUAAAAAAAGCAGAUAAAUCUGAAGGAGGCAAAGGCAUUUUGUUACAGGCAAGGCGCUUGUCAUGGUUAACGGCAGGUGAUUUUGAAUUAGUCUAACUUCACCCACUGAUUGAGUAAUUUUGGGCGUGGGAGGUUCUGAAUUUGAUUUUUUUAUAUAAAAAAAAAAUAACUUAUCCUUUUUCAAUUUAUCAUGUGAAUUCUAUUGAUUUGUUAGAUUACCGUUGUAUUUUUCAAUUUAUGAACAAGGCUCAUGAGCUUCUUGACACGUGAAGGAUUGAUGUAUUCUUAUGCUCUGGCUAUGAGGACCUUGGUCUGUUGGCCUUGAGAUAUCUGUUUGUUAGACUUGGUCUUGGGAAGUA